Messenger RNA from Punica granatum (pomegranate), 1156 nucleotides. Lineage: Eukaryota; Viridiplantae; Streptophyta; Magnoliopsida; Myrtales; Lythraceae. The record is from RefSeq and is a predicted model, not a curated record.
AAGCCAGAGAGGACGCUACUAGUCCCCCAUUGCUUCCUCUCCAUCUUCCUCCUCACUAGUCUCUCACCUUCCUCCUCAUCCUUCUUCUUCUUCCUCUUAUUCUACUUCUUCCCUCCCUCCUUUAAAUAUCAUCUUCCUCCUCUUCGCCAUUAAUUCCAAAGACAAAAACCUUUCACUUAACAUUCUCAUUUUUUGUUCCAUAACCUUAUACACACUUCCCAGGCCAGAUCUCCACUUCGUUCCAAUAUUUCCAAAGAAGAACACCUGACCUCAUCAUAUGGGCAAGAAGAAGAUGAAUCUUUUACCUGCUCUCUUCUCCUCCAAGAACAGGGCAGAAACGGGGCAGCCACGGCAGUGGGCCUCCUGCAAGCACCCCAAGACCCUGUCCUUCCGAGCCGGGGAUGACAAUGGCGGUGAAGGUAUAUUCAAGACUGUGAACUCUAUCUUCUUCGACCCGAGCAUGAACGGGAUCCGGGGGCUCGAUGGCCACUCUCCCGAGGCCGCCUCGUGGUUGUUCACAAGCACGUCCGAGUCUGCGAGCUACUCCACUGAGGUGUCAGAGGACCUGGUGGCUGACGAGUCGCUUGAGGUGCUCGUUCGCGGGGCGAGGUCGGAUCGGCUCUUCUUCGAGCCCCAGGGGGACACUAGCUCGAUCAUUGGACAUCCUGGGAGCGUUGACGCCCUCGUCCCGCCGUUCAAGGAGAGCGUAGUCCUGGCUAUGGAGUCGGAGAACCCUUACGUCGACUUCAGGAGAUCGAUGGAGGAGAUGGUGGAGAGCAAUGGGAUCAAGGACUGGGAGUGCUUGGAGGAGCUCCUGGGAUGGUACUUGAGAAUGAAUGGGAAGGAGAAUCACGGGUUCAUCGUCGAAGCCUUCAUCGACUUGCUUUUGAACCUCAGCAAAGGUACCAAAGAUGACUCAUGCGGAGGUUUUAACAAGAACAUGGAAGUUACUUCUUUUUCAUCGGCUGCUUCUUCGUUUUCUGAUGAUUCAUCAUCAGAUCCUUCUGUGAGAGAGGAAAAUGUUGCUGGGAUCAACGAGGAAGAGAAGACGAUGAUGACGAUAACGUCGGUAUCUUAAUUAGGAUCUUUUAAUCCCGUUUGAGUGUAAUCGAUCUCUGUCUUUCUCAUGAUCUCUAUUGGAAGUUUAUUUUGUGUA